Thermochaetoides thermophila DSM 1495 is the source of this 1686-nucleotide messenger RNA. RefSeq lists its product as uncharacterized. The record is from RefSeq and is a predicted model, not a curated record. Gene Ontology annotation, cellular component: membrane. NCBI's taxonomy places the organism in Eukaryota, Fungi, Ascomycota, Sordariomycetes, Sordariales, Chaetomiaceae. Gene Ontology annotation, molecular function: ATP hydrolysis activity; ATP binding; ABC-type transporter activity. The transcript is spliced from 7 exons. The coding region runs from base 1 to 1686 and encodes 561 amino acids.
AUGGUGCCGGAGGUUCAGUACUCUUCGGGUUCUAGUCACAAUGACAAAGAGCCAACUGCUUUGAACUCUGCUGCCUUUGAUGUUGAACAACAGGCAGUUGCUGAGGCUCACCUUCGGAACACCACUAUUAAAAGCAUUGCUUGGAAGGGUGUCAAAGUUACUGUCAAGGAUAGGAAAACGAAACUCCCAAAGAGCAUAGUUGACGAUGUAGAAGGCGUUGUCGAGGCUGGAGAACUGUUUGCUAUCAUGGGCCCCUCCGGAUGCGGAAAAACAACUCUUCUCAAUUUCCUUGCCUCACGACCAACAGGCCCGUCAUCCUCUACAUCUGGAAAGAUUCUAGUGAACGGUAACCCCAUGGAUUCCCGGUCUCUCACUCUCUUCCACCGCACUACAAGCCGCUUUGUUGAGCAAGAAGAUACGAUGAUCGGUUCCCUAACCGUGCGGGAAACGCUUCAUUUCGCGUCCCGGCUGGCGACUGCUAGCUCCUCCUCUGAACGGAUCUCCCGGGUGGAGGGUUUGCUUGAUGCAUUUGGACUGCGGGAGCAAGCCAACACCCUGGUUGGCACGCCGCUUAGGAAGGGCAUCAGUGGCGGCCAAAAGAGAAGACUCGGGGUCGCGAGCCAGCUGAUUACUGGGCCAAAAGUGCUGUUCUUGGACGAACCUACCAGUGGGUUGGACUCGGUGGCCGGGUGGGAGGUGGUGAAGUAUCUAAGGGGGGUAACGAAGAGGAACAAUUUGAUUGUCAUCGCUUCGAUUCAUCAGCCUAGUACGGCCACUUUCAACCUUUUUGACAAGUUGUUGCUCAUGUCACACGGAAAGAUGCACUACUUCGGCCCUGUAGCAGCGGUUACGUCCCACUACAAAUCUCUGGGUCACCAAGUGCCUGUGCAUGUCAACCCAGCGGAAUUCUUGCUGGAACUUGUUAACACCGAUUUUACAACCGAUAAAGACACAGCUUCACGCCAGUUAGAGGACAUGCAUUUGGCGUGGAUGAACUCGGUUAAAUCUACGGAGCUCAGAGUGUUACUGGACUCGAUUGAGAAAGCGGGAUCUAACGCCGUGAUUGACCUUGGGACUCCGGAGAAGAAGCCAACUCACAUCCGUCUGGUGCUGACACUGCUGCAUCGGUCGUUCCUGAAAAGUUAUCGAGAUGUCGUAGUGUAUGGGAUUCGGUUAAUGAUGUACAUGGGUCUGGCAAUUAUGAUGGGAACAGUCUGGUUGAGGUUGGAUACCUCACAAGAAUCUAUCAUCCCGAUCAUAAAUGCACUGUUUUAUGGUUCUGCGUUUUUGAGCUUCAUGGCUUGCGCAUACUCCCCAGCAUACAUCGAAGACUAUAUGCAAUACAUCAAAGAGAAGAGAAAUGGCCUUUAUGGGGCAACUUCUAUGAUUGUUUCCAACUUCCUUAUUGGCACGCCUUAUCUCUUGAGUGUAGGCGGGUUCAUGGUUCCUCCAACAAUCCUGAAUGUCUUUUACAAAUACGUGUUCCAUUACUGGGACUACCAGAAGUAUGCAUUCGAAAACAUGUUAAUCAAUGAGUUCAGCGAGAGGGUGUAUGUCUGCCAGAAGACAGCAACGGACUGCCAAUUUCAUGUCCAAGAUGACAAAGGAGUUGGGCAUCCGAGACCUGCUAAUGCCAAGAAGGGUACGUACCUGAAGGCCCACCAGAAGUCUCGUGAGAACGCGUGA